Messenger RNA from Colletotrichum destructivum, 393 nucleotides. RefSeq lists its product as uncharacterized. The record is from RefSeq and is a predicted model, not a curated record. Lineage: Eukaryota; Fungi; Ascomycota; Sordariomycetes; Glomerellales; Glomerellaceae. The transcript has a single exon. Bases 1 to 393 code for a protein of 130 amino acids.
AUGGUCUUCAUCCACCGGUCAACCGACGACGAAGCUUCGAGACCAAUCGGCGCUCACGGCCUCUGGGGAAAGGCCAAAGACACGCGCGAGACUAAACGACAGCCAGCCUUGUUUCCGGCCGAGACACACCGACCUCAGCGAGGGGGGGAGGAGGAGGAGGAGGGCCCCAAAUCAGCUUCAUCAGAUGUUCGGGUUGGUAGCCAUGCCCGAACAGCAGCUUCACCUGGACUUUGGAGACGUCUCGACUCUCGACAGUCUGUCCAAAGGACAGAGCUCAGCCCAGCUCAGCGCAUCUGGUUGGUUAGAACGCACGCCCCAACCGACGAGCAAAUGAUGAUCUCGAUGGCUUCCCGAGACGGCAAUGAGCUGCGGCGAGACGUAGUGCCCGUCUGA